GGGCAGCAAGGCGGGAAGGAGCUCAACAACUGACAGAUGACAGCAAAAAGCAUAGGCACAGGCCAGUAUACCUUCCCCGGCCGACCGUGACUCGCUCUCGGCUCGUUUUUGCCUGUCCUGCCCCAGCUGAGAGCUCCUGCUUCCCACUCCCUUGGUACCUACUCUCAGGUACUCCGUACCCCGUACCUACCCUGUCAAGUGAGACGUGGGGUCCUCUCUUCCCUGCUCCGUCUCCUGUCAGCCUUCUUCCUUUUCUAUUUCUAUAAAACAGCUUGUGUGACCACCACUGCUUCUGCCUCCAGCUCUCGUUCAUAUGCACAUGCACGCCCUUCGCAUUGCUCGAGUUGACUCUUUCUCUCGCGUUCCCACAUACACUGCCAUACUAAAUACCCCACCCAGAUCAACAAGAGCAUUCCUCACAAGCUCCAGCCCGGCCCGACAUUUCUCGAAAACGCAAACGAAAACACCCACCAGCUACAGCAACAGCUGCCUCGCACGCAUAUAUACGCCCUUCGCCUCGACUCUCCACCCCAGCCGAUCCGCGAACACAUCUAGCAGGUCCAGGAUCACAGUCCAGCGCAACAUGGCGACCCUAGGAGCGGCCUACGAGAAGCGCCACAAGGUGACGGUCAUUGGGUCUGGAAACUGGGGCUCGACCAUCGCAAAGAUCGUCGCCGAGAACACAAAGGCUCAUCCAGAGACCUUCGAGCCCGAGGUGCAGAUGUGGGUCUACGAGGAGGAGGUCGCGAUAUCCAACGACUCCCCACACUACGACCCCGCCGUCGGUGACCAGAAGCAGAAGAUCACGAGCGUCAUCAACAAGUACCACGAGAACGUCAAGUACCUGCCCGGCAUCAGACUCCCCGACAACGUCGUCGCCAACCCCGACCUGAUCGACGCCGCCAAGGACUCGACCAUCCUGAUUUUCAACCUGCCCCACCAGUUCAUCGACAAUGUCUGCAAGCAGCUGCGCGGCCACAUCGUCCCCUACGCCCGCGCCAUCAGCUGUAUCAAGGGUGUGCACGUGUCCGAUGACGGCGUGUCGCUCUUCAGCGAGUGGAUCGGCGACGGGCUGGGCAUCUACUGCGGCGCCCUGUCGGGUGCCAACAUCGCGUCUGAGAUCGCCGCCGAGAAGUGGUGCGCGACCACCAUCGCCUACGACCCGCCGCCCAUGGAUGCUAGCCGCAACCCGACGCCCAGGACGCAGAGCCCUGCCGCCAACCAGACAAAGUUCGACCUCAGCAUCACCCCCGUCAACCAGCCCCACAAGGACGCCCGCGGCCGCAACAGCAGGGUCAAGCUCACCGCCGUGCCCGACACCUUCCCGCCCCUCGACCACAUGACCUUCAAGGCCCUGUUCCGCAGGCCCUACUUCCACGUGCGCAUGGUGUCGGACGUCGCCGGCACGUCGCUGGGCGGCGCGCUCAAGAACAUCGUCGCCGUGGCCGCCGGCUUCGUCGUCGGCAAGGGCUGGGGCGACAACGCCAAGUCCGAGGUGUGCCGGCUGGGCAUCGUCGAGAUGAUCAAGUUCGGCAAGGAGUUCUUCCCGCAGACGGUCAACACGGCGACCUUCACCGUCGAAUCGGCCGGCAUGGCGGACCUGGUGACGAGCUGCUCGUCGGGCCGCAACUUCCGCUGCGCAAAGCUGUCGGUCGAGCGCGGCGUCAGCGUCGCCGAGGUCGAGCGCACCGAGCUCAACGGCCAGAUGCUGCAGGGCACCUCGACCGCCAAGGAGGUCAACUCGUUCCUGCGGGCCCGCGGCCGCACCCACGAGUACCCGCUCUUCACGGCCGUCAACGACAUCCUGGAGGGCAAGUGCAGGGUCGACGACAUCCCGGACCUGGUGGCGCAGUCGGAGGAUUGGGACCUGGACGGUGAGUUGGUGAAGGACGAGUGAGGCGCUACGAUAUCGUCAUCGUCGAAUGCGGCCGAGAGUCAUUUGUUUCUGUUGUGUUGAGCGAGGAUGUUGAUUUUUAUUGUGUUUGUUAUUCAAGGUAUCGCUGCACCGGCUGCGGUCGUCAAGUCGAGGCUGUAGAUGGGGAGCUGGCCUGGCCUGGCUUGGCUCCUACGCGGACACGCAUGAUUGGAAGGGAAGAAAGAAGCAUGGAUAAGGGGGGAUCAGAGACGCCAAGAGAAGAGGAUGGAAGACAUGGUUGGAACAUUGUUGGAUACCCUGAUUGUGAGUAAGUGAAGGGGUCGGAUGAAGGAUGGGAAGGAUAUUCGGUUGGGGGGGGGGGAGGUUGGUUAUUAUGCAUGCUCCCAG
Molecule: messenger RNA, 2263 nt
Organism: Diaporthe batatas
Lineage: Eukaryota; Fungi; Ascomycota; Sordariomycetes; Diaporthales; Diaporthaceae
Exons: 1
Coding region: 314-1897 (527 amino acids)
Biological process (GO): carbohydrate metabolic process; glycerol-3-phosphate catabolic process
Cellular component (GO): glycerol-3-phosphate dehydrogenase (FAD) complex; nucleus; cytosol
Molecular function (GO): NAD binding; glycerol-3-phosphate dehydrogenase [NAD(P)+] activity
Source: RefSeq, a predicted model, not a curated record